This is a messenger RNA of Theobroma umbraticum, 2470 nucleotides long. RefSeq names its product ABC1 family protein. The record is from RefSeq and is a predicted model, not a curated record. Gene Ontology annotation, cellular component: Golgi apparatus; endoplasmic reticulum. NCBI's taxonomy places the organism in Eukaryota, Viridiplantae, Streptophyta, Magnoliopsida, Malvales, Malvaceae.
CCCAAGGUUGGCAUCAAAGUCUAGUCCGUUCAACAAACUUAACGUCUUGGAUUGGAUUCCCUCCGUUCCGGCUUUCCUCAUCCAAAGGCUAUAUUCUUCACUGCGAUUCCACGCCAUGUUAAUGACAUUGACUUGUUGGUACGUUGAUUUUUCGCUCUACCAGAAAGGGAAAGCCUCGCUUAACCCCGGUUAAUCACGUUCGGACGCGUUUCGCAUUUGAAAAUUAGAUGAUGACGUGGUCAAUCUCUGUUGGGUCGUGGCGUUAAUGCAGAUACGAGUGGCUGUGUGCAGGCGGCGCCUAAGGUCUUCGAGGUCCAACUCCAUCGCGAAAGCGAAAGGUAGAAAGGAAGAUUCUCAUGCCAAAACAACGCGAGCUCGAUUGUAAUUAGGCUUUCACCCUCUAGGUUACCUUAACUGAACCCAAUACCAUCCUUCUCGUUCGAUCCAUGCUGUAGAUCAGUGCAUUUCAUUAUCUUGGCUUCAUUUUGCUCCUAGAAUGAUGGGGUGGGGAAAUAUUUAUAAAAGACGCGUGAAAGUUUUCUCGGUUGCUUUUUUAAUAUACCUGGAUUAUAAGGCUGUUCAGCAAAGAGAGAAAUGGACUAACAAAUCAAAAAGAGCUGCUUUAUGGGAAAAGGCUCAUGAGCGCAAUGCUAAGCGUGUUCUCAGUUUGAUAAUUGAGUUGGAAGGCUUAUGGGUGAAACUUGGGCAGUACUUAUCCACGCGUGCUGAUGUGCUUCCUCAAGCGUAUAUAACCCUUCUCAAGCAAUUACAAGACUCUCUUCCUCCUCGUCCUUUAAAAGAGGUUUGUCAGACUAUACAAAAAGAGUUUGGCAAGACCAUGGAUGUUCUCUUUGCAGAUUUUGUGGAAGAACCUUUGGCAACAGCAUCAAUUGCACAAGUACAUCGAGCAACAUUAAUCGAUGGGAGGGAGGUGGUGGUUAAAGUUCAGCAUGAUGGCAUUAAAGCAAUCAUAUUGGAGGACUUAAAGAAUGCAAAGUCGGUUGUUGACUGGAUAGCUUGGGCAGAACCCCAGUAUGACUUUAACCCAAUGAUAGAUGAAUGGUGCAAAGAAGCUCCAAAAGAGCUUGAUUUUAAUCAUGAAGCUGAGAAUACUAGAACUGUGUCUAGAAAUCUUGGCUGCAAAAAGUUACAUGAUGAGAACAAAUCUUCCAACGAAGUCAAUGUUUUGAUUCCAGAAGUUAUUCAGUCAACCGAAAGUGUACUCAUUUUAGAAUACAUGGAUGGAAUUCGUCUGAAUGACUCUGCAUCAUUGGAAGCUUUUGGUGUUGACAAACAAAAGAUUGUUGAAGAAAUCACUCGUGCAUAUGCCCACCAAAUAUAUGUUGAUGGAUUUUUCAAUGGUGAUCCUCAUCCUGGAAAUUUCCUUGUAAGCAAGGAAGCCCCUCAUCACCCAAUUUUACUGGAUUUUGGGCUUACAAAGAAACUAUCGAGCUCUGUGAAGCAAGCACUAGCAAAAAUGUUUUUGGCAUCGGCCGAGGGUGACCAUGUGGCUCUUUUGUCUGCCUUUUCAGAAAUGGGCCUCAAGCUGCGCCUUGAUGCACCUGAGCAGGCUAUGGAGAUAACAACUGUAUUCUUCCGUAGUUCAACACCAGCAAAUGAAGCUCAUCAAACCAUGAAAUCUUUGGCUGAGCAAAGAGACAGAAACAUGAAGAUUAUACAGGAAAAGAUGCAACUCAACCGAAAAGAAGUUAAACGCUUCAACCCAGUUGAUGCAUUUCCAGGUGAUAUUGUAAUCUUCACACGGGUUCUAAAUCUUCUGAGAGGGCUCUCAUCCACUAUGAAUGUCCACAUAGUAUAUCUAGAUAUCAUGAGACCAUUUGCUGAAUCUGUUCUACUAGGAAACAUUAAUAAGGGACCAGCAGCAAAUGCACAGUGGAUCUAUAACACGCCCGUCCAUUCCAAUGUAGAGGCCAAGCUGAGGCAGCUGUUAGUUGAGUUGGGAAAUAAUGAUAAAAUACUUGGGAUUCAGGUUUGUGCAUACAAAGAUGGGGAGGUUAUUAUUGACUCUGCUGCAGGAGUGCUUGGAAGAUAUGAUCCUCGCCCUGUUCAGCCUGAUACUCUUUUUUCUGUCUUUUCUGCAACGAAGGGUAUUACUGCAGGAAUGUUACACUGGCUGGUAGACAAUGGAAAAGUCAAACUUGAGGAAAAUAUUGCAAAUAUUUGGCCAGAAUUUAGAGGAAAUGGAAAAGAUCACAUAAAGGUACAUCAUGUGCUUAACCAUACAUCUGGUUUGCACAAUGCCUUGGCUGAACUUAGAGCAGAAAAUCCUUUGCUAAUGUCUGAGUGGGAUGAAUGCCUGAAUCUGAUUGCAGCAUCAGUACCUGAGACUGAACCUGGGAAGCAGCAGUUGUAUCAUUAUCUAUCUUAUGGUUGGCUAUGUGGUGGAAUAAUCGAGGUAUUUUUUCAUGCUCUCUCAUUGGAUUGUGUCACUGUAACUCAAUGUUUUUGA